Messenger RNA from Lampris incognitus (smalleye Pacific opah), 2544 nucleotides. Its product is annotated as dipeptidyl aminopeptidase-like protein 6. The coding region runs from base 1 to 2349 and encodes 782 amino acids. Gene Ontology annotation, biological process: proteolysis. The transcript has 26 exons. NCBI's taxonomy places the organism in Eukaryota, Metazoa, Chordata, Actinopteri, Lampriformes, Lampridae. Gene Ontology annotation, molecular function: serine-type peptidase activity; dipeptidyl-peptidase activity. The record is from RefSeq and is a predicted model, not a curated record.
AUGGGACAGGACCUGGUGGGCAGCGCUCCGCCUCAGAGGAACUGGAAGGGGAUCGCCAUUGCCCUGCUGGUCAUCCUCAUCAUCUGCUCCCUGAUCGUCACCUCAGUCAUCUUGCUGACCCCUCGGGAGGAUGACAGUCUAGCCCUCAAGAGGAAGGUCACCGUGGAGGACGUCUUUGGUCCAGACCUUCGCAUCCAUGACCCAGAUGCCAAAUGGCUCAGCAGCAAUGAGCUGCUGUACCGUACACGGGAGGGUGACGUCGUCCAGCUCAACGUUGACACCCUGGAGAAGGUUGUGCUGGUGGAGAACAAGAUGUUUGAAACCUACAAGGCCACCAAGUACCAGAUCUCUGCGGACAUGCAGCACGUGCUGCUGGCGUUCAGCAUCCGGCCGGUGUACCAGCGCUCCCACGUGGCCAGCUACAUCAUCUGCAGCCUUGUCACACCGGAGACGUGGAGUCUGAACCCUCCAGAGGUGCGUAACGCUGUCCUGCAGUACGCUGGAUGGGGACCUCAAGGCCAGCAGCUGAUCUUCAUAUUUGAAAACAACAUCUACUACAGGGCCACGGUCGAGAGCCGCACAAUUCGCCUGGUGUCCACCGGCAUAGAGGGGGUGGUCUUCAACGGCCUCGCAGACUGGCUGUACGAAGAGGAAAUCCUGCAGACCCACAUCGCCCACUGGUGGUCUCCAGAUGGGCUGUGGCUGGCCUACACCACCAUCAAUGACACCCUGGUGCCCAAGAUGGAAAUUCCCAUGUUCACAGGCGCCGCCUAUCCGAGUGGCGUAGAGUAUCACUACCCCAAGGCUGGCGAGGAGAACCCUGUAGUGCACCUGUCAGUGGUGAGUCUGAACGGCCCCCUGCACACUGUGGUGAUGAAGAAACCAGAUGACCCCAGGAUAGGGAGUGAGUAUUAUAUAACCAUGGUGAAGUGGGCCACCAGCACCAAGCUGGCUGUCAACUGGCUGAACAGGGCCCAGAACAACUCCAUCCUGACGUUAUGUGAAGCAAUGACUGGAGUCUGCAUUAAGAAACACGAGGACGAGAGUGAGAGCUGGCUGCACAGACAGAAUGAAGCGCCACUCUUCUCCCAGGAUGGAUUGAAAUUCUUCCUCACCAGAGCCAUCCCUCAGGGGGGGAGAGGGAAGUUCUUUCACAUCUCCAUGUCCACUUCUAAGCCCAACACCAGCGUAGACAUCCUGCAGUCCCUGACUUCUGGGGACUGGGACGUCACCAACAUACUGGCCUACGACCAUGACAGAAACCUCAUAUACUUUCUGAGCACCGAGGACGACCCAAAACGAAGACACUUGUACAGUGCUGAUACGAUCCCCCCCUUCAACCGGCGCUGCCUGUCAUGUGAGUUCAGAUGUGGCUAUGUGGACGGGUCCUUCAGCCAUGACAUGAAGUACUUCUUACUCAACUGCAAAGGCCCAGAUGUACCCAGCGUGGCCGUCUACAGCACCGAGGACAAGCAGAAGCUGUUUGACCUGGAGACCAACGAGAGGCUGAACAACACCUACCACAGCAUGCAGAUGCCCAAAGUGGAAUAUGAGACUAUCACCAUAGACGACUACACUCUGACCAUGCAGAUUCUGAAGCCAGCUGGAUUCGUGGACUCGGCCCACUACCCUUUACUGCUGAUAGUGGACGGCACCCCCGGUGGCCAGAUGGUAACAGAACAGUUCUGGGUGGACUGGGCCACGGUUCUGGUCAGCAGCUUCAGCACCAUUGUCAUUCGCUUUGACGGUCACGGCAGCGGCUUCCAGGGCACCAACCUGCUGCACAGAGUGAGGAGGAAGCUGGGCAAGCUGGAGGAGCGAGACCACCUGGAAGCUCUCAGACUCAUAUCAAAAGAACCUUACAUUGAUAAAAAUCGGAUGGGCGUGUAUGGAAAGGUCUAUGGAGGAUAUUUGGCCACCAUACUUCUGACCUCUGAGGAGUUCACCCAGCUUCAGUGUGGCGCGGCCGUCUCCCUCAUCACAGACUUCGAGUUAUAUGCCUCGGCCUUCUCUGAGCGGUACCUGGGCUCCCCAAAGACAGACUCUCGGGUAUAUCAGAUGGCAAAUUUAGCCCACAGACCCGGUCAGUUGCAAGAUAAGCAGUACUUGAUAAUCCAUCCGACCGCUGACGAAAAGGUCCACUUCCAGCACACAGCCAAAUUCAUCAACCACCUAAUCGGCGAGAAAGCCAAUUAUUCUUUACAGAUUUACCCAGACGAAGGCCACUUCCUACACAGCGACGGGACACAGCAGCAUCUGAGCCAGUCACUGGUCAACUUCUUUGAGGAGUGUUUCCGGCUGCCGGACGUAAUGGCCGAGGAGCAGCAGGAGGACGAGGACGACGGUUAAAACAAACGAAAAAGCUCUCCAUCCAAACACUCCAGCGAAGCUACUGCAGCACAAUAUGCAACAGAUCUGUCGACUCCUCACACCCACCCCGCUGCCGCCCAACAGGAUCUGUGCCCUUUGCUCUGGGAGCGCCGUCCUACCUGCAUGUGCAUACUAAGGGCCUCACCCUCCAUCCCUCCACCUCACCUUCUGCUG